AUGGAAGCGUCUGACAUUGAACCUAGCGUUGGAAAGUUCAUACAUAGCCAGUAUGGUAUAAGACCCUUAACAAAGCUGGCUGCCGCUGCACCGAAGAACAGCAUGAAAAAUAAACCUUCCUCUGAUGAUCCAUAUGCAGUGGGGUCUGAGGCAGAGCAACUUGUGCCUCUCCAGCUGAAGCCUGAAGGUGAGCUGUUCACCUGCUGUGAUGGCACAGAAGAUAUCAGCCAGAGCUCCUCCAAUGACACACCUGCGCCAAAGAGACCCGUCUGCCAACCCUGCAGUCCUGAUGAACAUGGGGACACCACCACAGAACAAGACAGCUCCAAUGAGGAGGAGGUUGUUUCCAAAGAGAAGGCUGAAGAGUUAAGUGAAGAGGAGACGUCUUAUGAAGAGGUAUUUGAGACUGAUGAGGGAGAGAUGGAGGAAGAACUUCUCGAGGUUGUGAGAGGGGGAGAGAGCUCAGAGGAGGAGGAUGUAGAGGCUGACAUGGAUGUUGAGGAAUCUGUGGAAGUGGAGGUUCAUCAGAUUGAGGAGGAGGUUCAUCAGACUGAGGUUGAAGAGGAGGUUCAUCAAACUGAGGGUGAGGUUGAGGAGGAAGAGGAGGUUCAUCAUACUGAGGAUGAGGUUGAGGAGGAAGAGGAGGUUCAUCAGAUUGAGGAGGAGGUUCAUCAGACUGAGGUUGAAGAUGAGGUUCAUCAAACUGAGGGUGAGGUUGAGGAGGAAGAGGAGGUUCAUCAAACUGAGGGUGAGGUUGAGGAGGAAGAGGAGGUUCAUCAGACUGAGGAUGAGGUUGAGGAGGAAGAGGAGGUUCAUCAGACUGAGGAUGAG
Messenger RNA from Triplophysa rosa, 831 nucleotides. RefSeq names its product involucrin-like. The transcript is spliced from 2 exons. The annotation marks the transcript as partial. The record is from RefSeq and is a predicted model, not a curated record. Lineage: Eukaryota; Metazoa; Chordata; Actinopteri; Cypriniformes; Nemacheilidae.